GGCGGGUUGCUGCGGCCACUUUGCCGUGUCGCCGCCGCCAGUGGCGAGAUGGAGGGGUCGGGCCUGGGCUCGCAGUGCAGGAAUCACGGCCAUGGCCCCCACCCUCCAGGAUUUGGUCGACAUGGAAUCUGUGCAUCUGAAAGCAAAGAACUUGCCAAAGCGAGAGAAGCUCUUCCUCUUAUAGAGGACUCUAGUAACUGUGACAUUGUAAAAGCUACCCAAUACGGGAUUUUUGAACGUUGUAAAGAGUUGGUAGAAGCAGGAUAUGAUGUCAGGCAACCCGACAAAGAAAAUGUGUCGCUUCUUCAUUGGGCUGCUAUUAACAACAGGCUGGAUCUUGUAAAGUUUUAUAUUUCAAAAGGUGCUGUAGUAGAUCAGUUGGGUGGAGAUUUAAAUUCGACUCCUCUUCACUGGGCCAUCAGACAAGGACAUUUGCCUAUGGUCAUAUUAUUACUACAGUAUGGAGCAGACCCCACUCUCAUUGAUGGGGAGGGCUUCAGCAGCAUCCACCUGGCAGUAUUAUUUCAACACAUGCCCAUUAUAGCCUAUCUCAUCUCCAAAGGACAGAGUGUGAAUAUGACAGAUUUAAAUGGGCAGACACCUCUCAUGUUAUCAGCUAACAAAGUACUUGGGCCAGAACCAACUGGAUUUCUUUUAAAGUUUAAUCCUUCUCUCAAUGUGGUUGAUAAAAUACACCAAAACACUCCACUCCACUGGGCGGUUGCAGCAGGAAAUGUUAAUGCAGUCGAUAAACUUUUGGAAGCUGGUUCUAGCCUGGAUAUCCGAAAUGUUAAGGGUGAAACACCUCUUGAUAUGGCUCUGCAAAACAAAAAUCGCCUCAUUAUUCACAUGCUAAAAACAGAAGCCAAAAUGAGAGCCAACAAGAAGUUCAGACUUUGGAGGUGGCUGCAGAAAUGCGAGCUCUUCCUGCUGCUGAUGCUUUCUGUGAUUACCAUGUGGGCUGUUGGAUACAUACUGGACUUCAAUUCAGAUUCUUGGCUUUUAAAAGGAUGUCUUCUAUUAACAUUGUUUUUUCUGACAUCUUUGUUUCCAAGGUUCUUGGUCGGGUAUAAGAGCCUCUUAUACUUACCAGCGGUCUUCCUGCUAAGUUCCAUUUUUUGGAUAUUUGUGACUUGGUUCAUCUUAUUCUUUCCUCAUCUAGCAGGCACCCCUUUCUAUUUUGCUUUCCUUCUCAGCAUAAUAGGCUUCCUCUACUUUUUCUAUAAGACUUGGGCAACAGAUCCAGGCUUCACCAAAGCUUCUGAAGAAGAAAGGAAAAUGAAUAUCAUCACCCUUGCAGAGACUGGCUGUCUGGACUUCAGAACAUUUUGUACAUCCUGUCUUAUAAGGAAGCCAUUAAGGUCACUUCAUUGCCACGUGUGUAACUCCUGUGUCGCUCGAUAUGAUCAGCAUUGUCUGUGGACUGGACGGUGCAUAGGUUUUGGCAACCAUCGCUAUUACAUAUUCUUCUUAUUUUUCCUUUCCAUCGUUUGUGAUUGGAUUAUAUAUGAAUCUUUCAUCUAUUGGUCAAAUCAUUGUGCCACAACAUUCAGAGAAGAUGGACUAUGGACCUACCUCAAUCAGAUUGUGGCCUGUUCCCCUUGGAUUUUAUAUAUCUUCAUGCUGGCAGCUUUCCAUUUCUCUUGGUCAACAUUUUUAUUAUUAAAUCAACUCUUUCAGAUUGCUUUUCUGGGCCUGACCUCCCACGAAAGAACCAGCCUGCUGAAGCAGAGCAGGCAUAUGAAACAGACAUUGUCCCUCAGGAGGACCCCAUACAACCUUGGGCUCACACAGAACCUCGCAGAUUUCUUUCAGUGUGGCUGCUUCGGCUUGGUGAAGCCCUGUGCCGUGGAUUGGACGUCACAAUACACCAUGGUCUUCCACCCAGCGAAGGAGAAGGUCCUUCGCUCCGUAUGAAGAAAAGCAACCCCAGACUCUCCCUCUGACCUGCUUGCGUUUAUGUUGAUGCCCUGUGGUCUGCAAGUGAAGUGAACAUUCAGAGUUCACCUAAGCCCAAAGGAAAAUGCAGGUGGUUUUUAAAGCUAUUUGGUAAAAACAAGUUCUCAAUAAAGGCAUUACAGUUUUAGAUUUAGCAAGAUGGACUGUUCCUGAACAAUCUUGCCAGACAUCUAAAGAAACUUAUAUUUUUCACAAGAAAAUACAAGUUACAUUUUUUUUGGAGAUAAUAUUCACUAAUUAUGGAUAAAAUGUGGUAUUUUCAAAUAGUUUAUUGGUUUCAAAAUAGUACUAUUCUUUAAACUUGUAAUUUUUGAUAAAUUAUUUGUGUUUGUUUUAUCUAUAAAUAUGUAAAAAAUAUUUAAAUAGAUGUAUCUGUUUUGCUUUCACACUUAAUAAAUUUUUUUUUUGUAGUUGAGA
Odobenus rosmarus divergens (Pacific walrus) is the source of this 2376-nucleotide messenger RNA. It is a transcript of the gene ZDHHC13, whose product is annotated as zinc finger, DHHC-type containing 13. Lineage: Eukaryota; Metazoa; Chordata; Mammalia; Carnivora; Odobenidae. Bases 49 to 1917 code for a protein of 622 amino acids. The record is from RefSeq and is a predicted model, not a curated record. Gene Ontology annotation, molecular function: palmitoyltransferase activity; protein binding. Gene Ontology annotation, cellular component: Golgi membrane. Gene Ontology annotation, biological process: protein palmitoylation. The transcript has 17 exons.